Messenger RNA from Suncus etruscus (white-toothed pygmy shrew), 1516 nucleotides. It is a transcript of the gene NKAPD1, whose product is annotated as NKAP domain containing 1. The transcript has 6 exons. The record is from RefSeq and is a predicted model, not a curated record. Lineage: Eukaryota; Metazoa; Chordata; Mammalia; Eulipotyphla; Soricidae. Bases 142 to 1014 code for a protein of 290 amino acids.
AGGCAGGCAGGAAGGAAGGCUGCAAGGCUGCGUUCUCGCCCGGUUCCUUGCUUCCCGGGCCGGAGGAAAUCUGUAAUGGAGUGGUUCUUCGUCUCCCACUAACAAGAUGCCUGAUAAUCCUCAGGAUCGAGGGAUUGAAUAAUGUCCCGGGUUCCACUGGGGAAAGUCCUCCUGAGGAAUGUCAUCCGACAUACAGAUGCACAUAAUAAGAUCCAGGAAGAAUCAGAUAUGUGGAAAAUAAGAGAACUGGAGAAACAAAUGGAAGAUGCAUACCGGAGACCCAAAAGGAAAACGUUACCCAGUAGCUCAAGCCGAAUGCGUAGUGACGGCUUUGAUGAAGAAAGUCAGAGAGACUAUUGGAGGCCAAAUAAUGACAUUUCUGGGACAAUGGAAGAUGAUUUUCUUAAGACUAAAUCCUGGAAUAAGAGGUUAUAUGAUUGUGAAUCUAACAUGCCAGACAGAUGGGGUCACAGUGGUUAUAAAGAGUUAUACCCUGAAGAAUUCGAAACAGACAGCAGUGACCAGCAAGAUAUUACCAAUGGGGAAAAAACAUCUCCCCAGGUAAAAUCAUCUACUCAUGAAUCUCACAGACACAAGAAAUCAAAGAAAUCUCACAAAAAAAAGCAAAAAAAGAAGUCACAUAAAAAACAGAAGAAAAGCAAGAAGGAAGCCACAGAUACAAUUGCAGAAACUUCAAGUGAAUGCUCCGAAGAAACUGGGGCUUCUAGUACCAGGAAAAGAAAGCAGUCACAUAAACGUAAGAAAAAGUCCAGGAAAAAGUCUCUCAAAAAGUCUGCUCUGUGCUUAGAAACAGAAAGUGACUCAGAUUCCCAGUCAGAUGAUGCAUCUAGCAGCUCUGAGGAAAGAGACACUAAGAAAACCAAAAGGAAAAAGAAAGAGAAAAAAGUUCAUAUCCCUGUCAUUAACAAUGAAAUGCAGGAGAGGACAAACAGACGCACAAAUUGGAAGGUGGCGACAGAUGAAAGGUCAGAUGAGAGUUCCGAAGAUGACUGAGCAAGAAAAGUGUUUAUAUUUCCCCUGGAUUUGGUGUGUUUACAGCCUACAUUUUGGGGGUUUGCCAGUGACUCAGCACGUGGUACCUGAGGUUAGAGGUAUCCUGUGCUGUUCGUUUUGAUAGACUUCUAUUUUCGCCUGUUAAACUUGAUCUUUAUUGUUAAUAGGGAAUCUUGUAUUUUGUUAUGAAGGUUUCUUGAAGAGAUUAUUUUUUGCAGUUAAUCACAUGUAGUGGAGUGCAUAUACAACUAAAUUAAAAGAUCCAGAAAGCUGAAUCUUGAUAAUGACCUGGGUAGGUCACUCACAACAUUGAAUUUGGGGAAAACAAGGAGCUAGAGGUAGAACAAUAGGACUGGAGUGAUAGCAUAUUGGGUAGGGCAUUUGCAUUGCACAUGGCCUACUUGGCAUCCCAUAUAGUCCCUGGAGCCUGCCAGGAGUGAUUUCUGAGCUGAAAGUCAGGAGUAACUGAGUGCCACUGGGUAUGGCCCCAAAACAAAAAAAA